Molecule: messenger RNA, 1083 nt
Organism: Humulus lupulus (European hop)
Lineage: Eukaryota; Viridiplantae; Streptophyta; Magnoliopsida; Rosales; Cannabaceae
Product: photosystem I reaction center subunit III, chloroplastic
Exons: 2
Coding region: 142-825 (227 amino acids)
Biological process (GO): photosynthesis
Cellular component (GO): photosystem I reaction center; photosystem I; chloroplast thylakoid membrane
Source: RefSeq, a predicted model, not a curated record
ACACUCCCCUCCAAAUAUUCUUUCUUCCCUUCACUUUCUUGAGAAAAUUCCCGAGAAAAAUAAACUUUCAUUCAGUAUCGAUCGUUCGAUAUAACCGGGGUUGUGAUUAAGUAAUUAAACAAACAAACAAAAAGAAAGAAAAUGUCUCUCACAAUCCCCACUAACCUCUCAAAGUCCAUGCUCAAGCCGAGGCUGAGCAACACACCGAAGUUGCAGCAGAGAUCCAGCUUCGUCGUCUGCUCCGCCGCGCAGCCAGAGAAGAGUUCUUCCUCUGCCGGAGAGAGCCAGCUAAAGGCCUUCUCGGCUGCUCUAGCGCUGUCCUCCAUCUUAAUCUCCGCGGCGCCGAUGCCAGCCGCCGCCGACAUCGCGGGACUGACGCCGUGCAAGGACUCGAAGCAGUUCGCAAAGCGCGAGAAGCAACAGAUCAAGAAGCUUGAGUCGUCACUGAAGCUGUACGCGCCGGACUCUGCUCCCGCUCUGGCGAUCAACGCGACGAUCGAGAAGACGAAGAGGCGGUUCGACUUCUACGGAAAGUCGGGGCUGUUGUGUGGGUCCGAUGGGCUGCCGCACCUGAUCGUGAGCGGUGACCAGAGGCAUUGGGGUGAGUUCAUCACACCUGGAUUGCUGUUCUUGUACAUCGCCGGUUGGAUUGGGUGGGUCGGACGAAGCUACCUGAUCGCCAUUAGAGGAGAUAAGAAACCUACGCAGAAGGAGAUUAUCAUUGAUGUGCCUUUGGCCACAAGCUUGGUGUUCAGAGGGUUCAGUUGGCCUGUUGCUGCUUACAGAGAGCUCGUCAAUGGUGAACUCAUUGCCAAGGACGUCUAAGCCAAACCACCACUCAAAAUUCGCCUCUUUGUAUGAGAUGGAAUACCAAGGAGAGGAGAGUGAUUAUGAUUGAGUUGGGAGUAAUUUGGCGAAUGUAUUUUUUUCAAGGAAAAAAAGAAAAAGAAAGUUAGAAGUAUAUGUUUGAGGUGUGGAUGGGAAGUGGGUGUGAGUACAUUUCUUGUAUCUAAUUGUAAAAUUUUUGUUGUAUGUACCAAUGGUUGCACCAAAUACCGUAACUUAUUAUUAUUAUUAUUUUUA